This is a messenger RNA of Tribolium castaneum (red flour beetle), 1291 nucleotides long. RefSeq lists its product as uncharacterized. The transcript is spliced from 6 exons. The record is from RefSeq and is a predicted model, not a curated record. Gene Ontology annotation, molecular function: olfactory receptor activity; odorant binding. Bases 34 to 1158 code for a protein of 374 amino acids. Gene Ontology annotation, biological process: detection of chemical stimulus involved in sensory perception of smell; sensory perception of smell. NCBI's taxonomy places the organism in Eukaryota, Metazoa, Arthropoda, Insecta, Coleoptera, Tenebrionidae. Gene Ontology annotation, cellular component: plasma membrane.
UUGUACAAGUUGCUUGUUUUACUCUUGCACAAAAUGAGUUUUAAUGAAAGUGAAGACAAUUUGAAACUGUGUCUUGCUUGCUACAACUUGAGUGGUUUAGGGCCUUCAAGUAAAUUAUUUCUAAGACUUUUGUCCUACAUACUUUACAUUCUUUUGUGGGUUUUCCUGAUUAUGGUAAUUAUUAAUAUUGCCUUCAAACAUGACAACAUCUGGGACAUUGCUGAAAUCUUCACUUCAGUCUCCAUUACUAUAACAAUGGUCAUUAGAAAGACUAUUAUGCUUAAACACAGUUCUUCGUUUGAGGAACUUAUCGAAAUGCAUUCUCAAUUUUGGGAUUAUAGUCUUUUUGGGAAAACCACUGAGUCCAAGAUUCGAAAAAGUACAGGAUUAUACAAAUUCAUUUUAAAGUGUUAUGUAGUGUGUGGAGUUAUUUCCGUAUCACUUCGUUCUUUGGCACCGAUAUUUGCAAAGAAUCUUGUAUUACCACAGGACUGUUGGAUUCCUGGAAAUAGUACUAUAGCAAGAUUUAUAAUUUAUGCUUUCGAAACCGUACUUUAUGCAGAAGGCGUUUCUUAUUAUACGUUUUUCGAUGGUUUGCUUUUAAUGAUCACCGCAAAUCUUAAAGCACAAUUCAUUUUGUUGCAAAAAGCAAUUCAAUCCAUAAAUUUUGAAACUGACUCUAGUGAAACAGCUUGGGUUAAACUAGUAAAAUGUUGUGAACAUCACAAAUUCUUGUUAAGUGUACUUAAGAAGUUAAACUCGUUGUACUCCAUUUUUUAUCUGUGUACUUACAUUCUUGUAAUAACUGGAGUUUGUGUAUCGUUGUUUAUUGUUUUUGACAAGUCCUCAACUUUUGCCCAAAUUGUGGAAGGCGCAAUUACUGUAGUUAUAUUAAACAGUAUGAUUUUCAUGAUCUGCAUUUGUAGUAGUGAAACAGAGAUUCAAGCUGAAAAAUUGAUCACACAAAUUUACGACAUCAAUUGGUACGACUCACCAAAUUUAAAAAUUCGCAAGUUUAUCCUAUUUUGGCUCAUGCAAGCACAGGUUUCCGUUCAAAUAAAAGGAGCAGGAGUGUUGGUACUAAAUAGACCUUUGAUGCUUCAGGUUCAACGUAUUUCAUAUUCAGUAUCUACAUUAUUAACAGGACUAAAUGAAUAAGUAAUUAAAUUUCCAUGCCACAACUGUUGCUUAAUGCUUAUACUCGUAACCCAAUGUUUGAAAUAAGUUGUUUUGGUAUGGAAGCGCAAUAUAUAUAUUAUAGAGCAGAGAGCACUUUGAAACACAAAAGAUA